Oryza sativa Japonica Group (Japanese rice) is the source of this 1632-nucleotide messenger RNA. RefSeq names its product microtubule-destabilizing protein 60. The record is from RefSeq and is a predicted model, not a curated record. Gene Ontology annotation, molecular function: protein kinase activator activity; microtubule binding. NCBI's taxonomy places the organism in Eukaryota, Viridiplantae, Streptophyta, Magnoliopsida, Poales, Poaceae. Gene Ontology annotation, cellular component: nuclear microtubule; spindle. Gene Ontology annotation, biological process: activation of protein kinase activity; mitotic spindle assembly; regulation of mitotic spindle organization.
AUUUCGAAUCGAAUUUUCACUCGCGAAAUCAAAACUGAAUUCCGCGUUGCUCGCUCGUUCGAAGGAUUUUCGAUUCGAUUCGAUCGUGUUCGAAGGUUUUGGUUGGUGAGAUGAUGACUACGCCGGUGAUGAUGAGGAGGGCCAGGGCGAGGCGGCCGUUCGCCGUGUUGGCGGCGGCGGCGCCGCCGCCGCCGUCGGCGGGGAGGAAUCGGGAGAACGUCGAGGGCGAGGCGAUGUCGUUCUCGCAGUGCGUUCGUCGGUUCGGGAAGCCGGCGGCCAAGAAGGGCUCGGCGAGGACGCCAAGACGUGCGACUCCGGUGGCGGCGGCGGCGGCGGCGGCGUACGACGCGCCGCGGGCGCCGCUGUGGGACCGAUCGGAGGAGCGGGAGAGGAUCAGGGCCAGGCUGUCGUCUCCCGACGACGGUGGCGAGGAGGAGGAGGGGUCGUCGGGGAAGAAGAGGACGAGGACGAGGACGAGGACGAGGACGAGGAGGAGCGUGGCGCUGCGGGAGGCCAUGGCGGGGCUCCCGGAGCACGGCGACGGCCGCGUGAGGUACCUGGUCGACACGUUCGAGAGGCUCCUCUCGCUCUCCAGCGACCCGGGGGAGCAGAGCAGGAGGAGGAGGAAGAAGAAGACGCCGGUGGCGAGGAAGACGGGCUCCUCGUGGCCGCCGCCGCCGACUCCGACUCCGACGACGACGAGAGCGGACGAGAUCGACGUGUCGUACCCCUCCAUCGCCUCCUCCUCCGAGGUCUCCUUCCCCAUCAACGGUGUCGUGCUCAGGAGAAGCAUCGCACGAGAUGAACCACCCAGGAGGCAGAAGAGAUGCAGCAGCAUCUGUUCGUCGGAGAGGAGCUGGAGUAGGAAGAAGAUAGGCGUGACAAUCCAGCGUCCUUUCAAUCUCAGGACCGAGAGAAGAGGGAAGAUGAAAGAGGAGAGCUUGGUUCAGAGAAUGAAGAACAAGCUGCUGGAGGAAGAGAGGCUGCGCAACCCGGUCGCGCAAGGUCUCCCAUGGACCACUGAUGUACCUGAGAACCCAGUGAAACCUCUGGGGAAAGAGCCCACUGAACCGAUUGAUGUUGUGCUACAUAGCGAGAUUCGCUCUGUCGGUCGCGCCAGGUUCGAUCACCAAGUGGCCGAACGUAACAGCUUCCUGGAGAAACUGAACAUGGAGAGGGAGAGGCAGCAAAAGCUGGAUGAAGAGCUUGAGAUUAAGCAGCUGAGGAAGGAGCAGGUGCCAAGAGCGCAUCCAAUGCCGGAUUUUUCCAAGCCGUUUGUGCCGAAAAGGUCAGUGAAACCUCAAACAGUUCCCAGAGAGCCAAAAUUUCACCCAAGGCUAACUAGGAGCAAUUCCAAGACUUGAUUUGAUGCCUUCAGAGAUUCACCAUUUCCUCCUAUCUCCACAAGAGAAUGGCAGUAAUCGUCAUCGCUGUUACAUAUCUAUUUACUGUUUUGCUUAUGUGAUUCAUCGUUUACUGUUACAUAGUCAUUUGCUGUCAUCAAACAUCUCUGAAUUCAGGGAAACUGCUGAUUGAUGAUGUAAAAUGUUGAUUCAAAUGUGUAGAAAAACAAAAAAUCGGACAUGUUUUGGUCACUGUGUCGAUACUCGUAUCGAUUUCUUGUAGUUUACA